Trichoderma virens Gv29-8 is the source of this 1185-nucleotide messenger RNA. RefSeq lists its product as uncharacterized. The record is from RefSeq and is a predicted model, not a curated record. Lineage: Eukaryota; Fungi; Ascomycota; Sordariomycetes; Hypocreales; Hypocreaceae. Gene Ontology annotation, biological process: tricarboxylic acid cycle; succinyl-CoA metabolic process. Bases 1 to 1185 code for a protein of 394 amino acids. The transcript is spliced from 4 exons. Gene Ontology annotation, molecular function: succinate-CoA ligase (ADP-forming) activity; ATP binding. Gene Ontology annotation, cellular component: succinate-CoA ligase complex; mitochondrion.
AUGGCUAUCAGACGCAAGACAUACUCAGAGCUGUGCGUUGGCUAUGCCCAAGUCCCUCGCGGAAUCUUGGUGCGGACACCUCUUGAAGCUCAGGACGCAGUGAAGAGUUUGGGUAAGAACUGCAUUUUUCGAGCUCAAGUUCUAUGUGGGCACUCGGGUAAACUCCUUUUUGAGGAUGGCCUGAGAGGGGGGAUCCAGACAGUCGAGAAUCUAGAACAAGGACUGGAUCUGGCUACGAGAAUGCUCAACCGCCAGGUCACUUCGGAAAAUAUCCACCACCGGUCCUUGACCGUGAACCAAGUUCUGGUCUCCGAAAGCCUGGUCCAUGAAGAUCAGUGGCACUUGGUCAUGACAAUUGACAGAGAGAAUUACUGCCCAGUGGUUAUUAUUUCCAAAUAUAACGAUAGUGCCAGUCAGGAUGAGCAGAUGCCUCAAAAUGUUUCUGAAAAGGAGUUUUCAUUCACCUUUAGCUUCUCCCAAGGCAUCACCGAGGAUCUGGUCUCAAGAAUAUCCACAUCGCUCGGCGUUGGAAGAGAGGAGAUGACAAACCUCGCGGAUGUUCUUACCAACUUGUACAAAAUAUUCCGAGAAAAGGACGCCACGCUGCUGGAAAUCAGCCCUCUGGCGCGACUGAGCACUGGACUCUUCGCAUGUCUCGAUGCCACACUUGUGGUGGACGAUGAUGCAGCAAAGCGGCAGCCAGACAUAUUCCGCCUACGCGAUACGACCCAGGAGGUGCACGAUGAGGUCAGGGCAGAACAGCACAGCCUGGUGUAUAUUAAAAUGGACGGCAACAUUGGAAACAUUGUCAACGGAGCAGGCCUGGCGAUGGUAACGAACGAUGCCAUUGGGCUUCACGGCGGGGCUAGUGCUAAUUUCUUAGACGCCGGGGGUCAGGCGACCAAGGAGACGAUGAUACAAGCUCUCGGAAUCGUCAUGGGAGAUGAGCGGGUAAAAGCGAUAUUGAUUAACAUCUAUGGAGGAAUCACUAGGUGCGACAUGAUUGCCGAAUCCAUCAUUGGAGCCGCGCAGGAGAUGACCCUGGCCGUCCCACUUGUCGUGCGGCUUCAGGGAACUAACUCGACGGAAGGAUUGAAGCUGCUCGCAGAUGCUAGGCUUGGGCUCCAUGUCGAAUCGGAUUUUGGGCGUGCGGCACAGCGAGCUGUUGAGCUGGCUCAGCCGUAG